AACACGUUUUCCUGCUUUUUUUCUCUAGUGUUAGAUCAUGUCAAUAAGAACUUUAUUUUGUCAAAAGCCUAAAGUGUCCGAGGUACUGACGGCAUAUUUAAAACAGUGCAAUGAACCACCGUGGACGUCCUAUUUCAUCAAGUACCGGGACGUCGCAAACGAUCACUUCGGCCGGUCACAUUUCAACUGGACUUUGGACACGGGAACAAACUAUCAUAUAUUGCGCACCGGUUGUUAUCCCUAUAUGAAAUAUCAUUGUACCAAGCGGCCCGUUCAGGACCUCACCGUAGACGAUACGUUUUUUCGAUUUAUUAAAGUCAUCAAUCUUGGCCUUCCGCAGCUCGGGUACGGAUUUGCGGCCCGUUUUCUGAUUCGACACGUGGAAUGGGUGGAUAUGGGAGCGAAGUACGGCAAAGUACCCAUUUACUUCCUCUACGAAGAAGAUAAAGGUUCGGAGUAUUAAUAGAGUAGAACGUGCGUUCGUCAGAUCCGAUUUGUAAAGUUGAGUUGACCAAAUUAUUCUUUUUUCCAAAUUAUGAUGAGAAAAACGUUGUAAAAUGUACGAAAUAAAACAAAAACAUCA
Molecule: messenger RNA, 583 nt
Organism: Wyeomyia smithii (pitcher-plant mosquito)
Lineage: Eukaryota; Metazoa; Arthropoda; Insecta; Diptera; Culicidae
Exons: 2
Coding region: 38-463 (141 amino acids)
Source: RefSeq, a predicted model, not a curated record